Messenger RNA from Bombina bombina (fire-bellied toad), 3188 nucleotides. RefSeq names its product CCR4-NOT transcription complex subunit 10 (gene CNOT10). The transcript has 20 exons. Gene Ontology annotation, molecular function: protein binding. NCBI's taxonomy places the organism in Eukaryota, Metazoa, Chordata, Amphibia, Anura, Bombinatoridae. Gene Ontology annotation, cellular component: CCR4-NOT complex. Gene Ontology annotation, biological process: mRNA catabolic process; negative regulation of translation. The coding region runs from base 189 to 2435 and encodes 748 amino acids. The record is from RefSeq and is a predicted model, not a curated record.
CAGAAUAAUGCGUCACUGGGAGAGGUCAACGCGCAGGCGUAGUGUUGUGUUUAGAGUGGUUGAUCGGUAGCUUCUGUCACCGGGUUGGAAAGUGCGUCUUUAAAGACGAAUUGUGCUGAAUAGCACUUGAAGUUUGUACCCAUAUAUAAAGCAAAGCUGAAACUUCAGCGCCGAACAAGAAGAUACACAUGGCUGCAGACAAAGCAGGAGAACAGAGUACUGAAAAGAAUGAGAGUUCGGCUAACUGCUCUGGUAUAUCUGACCAGGAAAAGGAAUUGUCUAGAAGUGCUCUACAGGCUUUCACAGCAGCAAAUUAUGAUGCGUGUCUACAGCACCUGGUGGAAUUGAAAGAAAUCAACAAAGAUGAUUACAAAAUAGUUCUGAAUACAGCAGUGGCAGAGUUCUAUAAAAAUGACCAGAGCACAACAGAUAACUUGAAACAGGCUCUAAACCAAUUAAGGAACGAGGUUCAUUCGGCUGUGGAUGAAAUGGACAGCUUAGAUGAUGUUGAAAACAGCAUGCUUUAUUAUAAUCAGGCAGUCAUUCUGUAUUAUUUGCGUCAGUACUUAGAAGCAAUUGCAAUUACUGAAAAACUGUAUCAAAUUAUUGAACCAUUUGAAGAGAAAUUUGCACACGCAGUGUGCUUCUUGCUUGUGGAUUUAUAUCUCCUAACUUACCAGACAGAAAAAGCCUUACACCAUCUAGUGGUCCUGGAAAAAAUGAUUUUGCAGGGGAAUAACAAUAAUAAAAAUGGAAAAAAUAGUGAGACAAACAAUAAUAGCAACAACAAAGAGUCCUCAACCCUAAAAGCUGAAGUAGGAAGUCAUGCAGAAACUGCAAAAUCAAAAAUUCAUCAGUAUAAAGUAAGAGCCUACAUCCAGAUGAAGUCCUUGAAAGCAUGUAAAAGGGAGAUAAAGUCUGUUAUGAAUACAUCUGGAAAUUCGACGCCGUCAUUGUUUCUGAAGAGCAAUUUUGAAUAUCUUCGAGGCAACUACCGAAAAGCAGUAAAACUUCUUAACUCUUCAAAUAUUGCUGAACAUCCAGGAUUCAUGAAAACCGGGGAAUGUGCCAGGUGUAUGUUCUGGAAUAAUCUUGGGUGUAUUCAUUUUGCAAUGGGAAAACACAAUUUAGGAUUAUUCUACUUCAAAAAAGCUCUUCAGGAAAAUGAUAAUGCAUGUGUACAAUUAGCUGCAGCAUCUACAGAUCCUGGCAAGAAGUUUUCUGGCAGACCAAUGUGUACACUGCUUACCAACAAACGUUAUGAGCUGCUGUAUAACUGUGGAAUUCAGCUUCUUCAUGUCGGAAGGCCACUAGCUGCUUUUGAGUGUUUGAUAGAAGCUGUCCAGGUCUAUCACACAAACCCUCUGCUCUGGUUAAGAUUAGCUGAAUGCUGCAUAGCUGCUAAUAAAGGGACUUCAGAGCAAGAAUCAAAAGGUCUACCAAGCAAGAAGGGAAUAGUGCAAUCCAUUGUAGGCCAAGGUUAUCAUCGCAAAAUUGUUCUAGCAUCACAGUCUGUUCAGAAUCUUCUGUACAAUGAUGGGGAGUCAACUGCUAUUCCUGUAGCCAGCAUGGAAUUUGCAGCCAUAUGUUUGAGAAAUGCUUUGCUGCUUUUACCGGAGGACCAGCAAGAUGUAAAACAAGAAAAUGGCUCCAAAAGUGGUGUGCAAACAGGCAACACGGACUCUGGUGGAGAAAGCAGUGAAGCAUGCAGUAAUAAAAGCCAUGACGGAGAUAAAUUCAUUUCAGCCCCACCUUCUUCUCCCCUUAGAAGACAAGAGCUUGAAAGUUUAAGGUGUUCCGUUCUUGCCUGCAGCGCCUAUGUAGCAUUAGCAUUGGGUGAUAACCUCAUGGCUUUGAAUCAUGCAGAUAAACUUCUGCAGCAACCACGAUUAUCUGGAUCUCUUAAGUUUUUGGGUCAUUUAUAUGCUGCUGAAGCUCUCAUCUCCCUGGACAGGAUCUCGGAUGCCAUCACUCACUUGAACCCUGAGAACGUCACAGAUGUGUCCCUAGGGGUUUCUUCAAAUGAGCAGGAACAAGGAUCUGACAAAGGGGAAAAUGAACCCACAGAGUCAGCGGGAAAACAGAUGCCACAGUGCUACCCAAGUUCAGUCACCUCAGCGCGCACUAUGAUGCUGUUUAAUCUUGGUAGCGCCUAUUGCUUGCGCAGUGAAUAUGAUAAGGCUCGCAAAUGUCUUCACCAGGCUGCAUCUAUGAUUCAUCCAAAAGAAAUCCCACCAGAGGCGAUCCUGCUGGCAGUGUAUCUCGAGCUACAGAACGGAAACACCCAACUGGCAUUGCAGAUUAUCAAAAGGAACCAACUUCUCCCAUCCAUUAAAAUUAUGUCAGAACUCCGAAAGAAACCAGUUUUUCAGCCGAUCCAUCAACCUCUGCAGCCAAUUCAGAUGCCAGCUUUUACCACCGUUCAAAGGAAAUAAUAUAUGGUUGCGUGGGACUGUCAGAUUAGAAGCUCCAAAAUCUUUCAUUCAACAUAUCAAUAAAUAACGUACUGGAUAAUAUUGGCAUAUAGCUGUUGUUUUUUAUUUUUAUGUUUUGCAGACAGAUCUCAUUUCUUUAUCUGGAGCAUUAGGAUUAACCAACCUUUGUGAAAUAUGUCCAUUCUUUAUUGUAAACAAUUGGCAAUCAUAAGCAAAUACACUGGAAAUAAAUACAUCUUAAAGGGACACUCAGGUCAAAAUUCAACGUUAAUGAUUCAGACAGAGCACGCCAUUUUAAACAACUUUAAAAUUUACUCCCAUUCACAAAAUGUGCACAGUCAUUUUAUAUUUACACUUUGAGUCACCAGCUCAUACUGAGCAUGUGCAAGAAUUCACAGAAAAUAUGUAUAUGAAUUUGUGAUUGGCUGAUGGCUGUCACAUUAUACAAAAGUGUAAAUAGACAUAAUUUGUCUGAAAAAAAUGUAUUAUUCAUUUGAAGUUCAGACUAAGUGCUAUUGUUUUGUCUUUUUAUCACGCAUUUGUUGAUUAUGCAAAGCUACUGUAUUUACUGGUCCUUUAAAGAAUAAUCACAAGCCAACAUAAGAAUUUUUUUUGUGCAUAUGUAAUGCUGUUACUUCAAUACAGUCUCAAUUUUAAUGAAAUGCCAACAAAUAUAUUAAGGUUGGAUCCAUACAUUUUGUAAAUGAUGUAAUAAGAAAAAAAAUAAAAACUAUUGGAUUUUAUCUAAAGAAA